This is a messenger RNA of Ostrinia nubilalis (European corn borer), 1200 nucleotides long. Its product is annotated as PHD finger protein 7-like. The transcript is spliced from 8 exons. The record is from RefSeq and is a predicted model, not a curated record. The coding region runs from base 163 to 1200 and encodes 345 amino acids. Lineage: Eukaryota; Metazoa; Arthropoda; Insecta; Lepidoptera; Crambidae. Gene Ontology annotation, cellular component: nucleus.
GCUGGUGGGCUGUUGUUCUGCUGUUGUGUGAACGAAAUUUUCAAUAAAAUCUAGGUUUUCGUAUUAAAUCAGCAAUGUGAAAGCUCAUAAAAUAAGUCUUUCAACUCUGUUGAGACUAAAUGUGGGAUUAAUUUGUGUUUGCAUAUAAUUUUUCUUUUUAAAAUGGCCAAGAAAGCUAGUGUAGAUAAGAAACUGUUAGCUAAAUUGGUGACAGAAACUGCAGAUAGAAAGCCGUGUGCCUUUUGCCAGCGAGAAAUUGAUGACGAGAUCACAUACGGAAAGUUGUAUUCAAUUGGGAUCAUUCAGUGUCACUACUUUUGUGUGUUGCUGUCGUGUUGCUUGAUUCAGAAAGGGAAAGAUGAACAAGGGCUCUUCGGUUUCCUGUACCCAGACAUCUUGGCUGAGGUUGAAAGGAGCAAGAAGCAUCGAUGUUCGUAUUGCGGCCGCGGCGGCGCCACGCUCGGCUGCUGCGUGAGCCAGUGUCGCAAGCAGUUCCACCUGCCGUGUGGUCGCGAGAGGAAUGCUGUGUCGCUGUUCUUUGGGAACUUCAAGUCGUAUUGUGCGGUGCACGCGCCCAAACAAAAGAUCGCUGAAGAUGUGAUGGCCAAAGCGAGGGUUCGGAUGAGAGCAGACAAAAACAAAUCCAAAGGCCUCGUCGCUAAGGUCGAAAAUUUGGAACCAGAGGCAGAUUCUUCCAACGAAGACUCCCUGUGCGUGAUAUGCUACGAAGAAGUUCAGUGCUACCCCACCAACCAAACAUUUUGGCCGCCGUGCUGUGCGAGGGACAAGUGGUUCCACAGAUCCUGUCUGCAGAGAAUGGCGCUAAGUGCGGGCAUGCACUACCUCAAGUGUCCUCUCUGCAACGAUAAGGAAAACUUCUACCAAGCCGUCAUUAGUCAGGGAUACUAUGUGCCUGACAGAGAUGCAGCGUGGGAGUUAGAGCAGAAUGCGUUUGCUGAAAUAUACGAGCGGGAACUGACCUGCAGCUUGCCGGAAUGCCUCUGUCCGCUAGGCCGGGACCACGACUCCGAUAACGGGCCAUGGGACAUAAAACUCUGCCUGCUAUGCGGCAGCGUUUGCGCGCACGCACAGUGCUUGGUAGCGAGCGGUGACGGCGGGCGAUACGUUUGCGUUACGUGCCGUCCUGCUGCACCUGGAGACGUCGAGUCGCUCGCCGCCGCCGUGGACAAAGGUGGGUAG